AUGUGGGACGGAAGCCAGUGGCGCGCUCGUAACCAGAUAAAAUGGUACUUGAAAAGGGGAGCCGUUGUGCCCAAGAGCCCUGUUCGUUAUUCGUUCUAUGAGUAUAUCAAAGACGUGGAUGAUUUUGACGGCACACUCAACAUAACACUAUGGGUAUGCGAGGAGCUCGAUCCGCCAGACCGGGAAGAUUCUCGACUACCCGACUGGAGGACCGCCGACGGUACCAUGGUCAAGAAACUGGGCUAUGAGAUUGGAAUGAUUCCAUCCGGGGCGUCUUUGGACUUUGCAGUAUACAUGGAUGGCAAGGAACUGAUGAGCCAGGACACAAGUUACACAAGUGUUCGGUUCUAA
Messenger RNA from Colletotrichum chrysophilum, 351 nucleotides. RefSeq lists its product as uncharacterized. The coding region runs from base 1 to 351 and encodes 116 amino acids. The record is from RefSeq and is a predicted model, not a curated record. NCBI's taxonomy places the organism in Eukaryota, Fungi, Ascomycota, Sordariomycetes, Glomerellales, Glomerellaceae. The transcript is spliced from 3 exons.